CUCAAUUAAUUAUUUUUAUUUUACAAUAGGAUUUUUUACUAUCAUUUGCCUUUAUUUGUUUUUUAAUAAUAAUUGCAAAAUGGUUGUGUAUUGUCGUGUUAAGAUUUGUAAGCACAAAAGCAAGGACAAGUGUACAUUACAUCGUUUCCCGAAAAAUAAUAAUAAUCUCUGCAAAGAGUGGGUUCGUCUUACAGGAAACGAAGAUUUACUACAUAAACAUCUGGAGGAUUUAAAUAAUGAAAGGAUAUGCAGUUGUCAUUUUACUUCCGAAGAUUAUACUCCCGGUAAAAAAUUGAAACUUGGAUCAGUGCCAACGAUUUUUUUUGAGAAUACGCCACCCAUUGAUGAUGAGAAAGUGGAAAAAUUUUUUUUAACUUCUAAUCGUCUUGCUACAACUGCCUCCGUUAAACCUCUUGUGGACAUUUCAAAUCCAAAGGCUAUUACUCAUAAACAGCCUCAGAUGAUCAGGAUUGUCCAGAAUGUAAAUGAGAUUGAGCAACCAUCAGGGCAUAUUGAACAGUUUACGACUGUUGAAAAUCGUGAAUUUACCGUAUGCCCGAUGUUAGAAGAUGUAAAUCAAACUUCACAACGAAUUAUACAUCACAAAAGAAAAGUCUCUGAAUCGGGAUCUGGAACAAGUGAGGAGUCUACUGAUACAUCUGUGUCUAAUAAGCGAUAUCGUACAUCAGCUUUUUUAAAUGGAAAACCAAUAAAAUUUGAAAAUUUAUGUGAACAACCAGAUGACAACUCAAAUUUAUCAUAUGUGAAAAGUGGAAAGAUAGUAGACUUUGAGUCUGAAAGCCUUCAAAACUUGACACAACAUGAUGAAUAUGUUGAGGUAACAAAUAUUACCAAAAUUGUGAAUAAGUUUGAGCAACUAUGUAAAUCGUUAGAACCUACUCAAUUAAAAGGAUUAUCAUAUAAAAUAGAUUUAUUAGCGAAUUAUUACUGGCAAAAGAAUUAAAAGAAUUCUUUAUCUGGUUAGGUAGAUCUAUUGUAGGCUCUUAUCAUAAGAGUAGAAUCUACCUGAUUUAAAUUUGUAAAUAACAGCAAUUAAUAUUCGUCGAUAAGUAAAUUAUAAAAAUUCAAUUGUUUAUACUUUUCUCAAUUGUAUAUACUUUUCCCAAUUGUACAUACUUUUAUCAAUUGUAAAUACUCAAUACUUUAAUUCUUUUAAUGCCAGUAUUAAAUUCGGUUACUUUUAAGAUUAUUUAUCGAUUGGCAAUAGAUAGUGAAAGCUUUACUUUAUUUAUUACACGGAAACAAUUAAACACAAAAAUUUAUACAGAUUCUAGAUAAUUUUUAACGUUUCAUAAUAAUAUGUCGUCCUCCGGGGAGCAUAUAUUGAAAUAUUACUAUUUAAAAUCUAAUUUUUACCGUUUGAAAUGCUAUUUUUUUCGG
This is a messenger RNA of Cotesia glomerata, 1401 nucleotides long. RefSeq lists its product as uncharacterized. The record is from RefSeq and is a predicted model, not a curated record. Bases 80 to 964 code for a protein of 294 amino acids. The transcript is spliced from 5 exons. NCBI's taxonomy places the organism in Eukaryota, Metazoa, Arthropoda, Insecta, Hymenoptera, Braconidae.